UUAGCCAUUAGUGUUUUUUCACACCACCUAACCAGCUUUUGCAAGUGUCUAUGUGUAAACCCUAUCUGCUCAUCGUUGGCUGCGGCAACAGGGGUACACCGCAAGGCAGGGAGGAGAAACACACACGCAAAGACUCGCGGGAGAUCGGAUACCCAGGACCAGGAGAAGACGCGCGGCCCGCUCCGCUUCGCUGCCCCACACCCCCACCUGCCCCUGCUCCUCGAACCGUCCGCCGUUGCGUUCGACAUGGGCGACCCGCCGGCGCUCAAGAGGCCCAAACUCGAGAAGGGCGACAAUGACUCCACCUACUGCCCCCGCUCCGCUUCCAAUGGCGCGGGCGCCAACGGCCCACCGCCGCGUGACGACGUGGAGGAGGAUGACAUCUCGGAGGAGGCGGUCAUCGCCCUCAUCGCGCACCGCGAGCGCGACGUCGAGCGCUGCAAGCUCAAGCUGCUCCACUACCAGUCCCUGCUGGACGCCGCGGAGAUGAAGCUGGAAGAGGCACACUCGCGGCUCGCCAGGUUCCGAGAUCGCAAGCCGCCGCCAACCCGGUCGGAGCCCAAGCUACCGACGCCGCCGAUCCAGAGGGAACCCAAGCCAUCCCCGCCGCCAAUCCGGAGGGAUCUCAAGCCAUCGCCGCAGCCACCAGAGAAGAAGGCUCCAUCGCCCGCGCCGCAGCCGUCGGCGAGCCCGCAGCUUGUCAUCCCAGGGACCAACAACCGACCGGCCCCGCGCCCUCAGCCCAUGCCUGGCUUGAAGAAAGCCGCUGCCCCGUCAUCGUCUUCAUCACGGGCGCCGCUGGAACGGUCAAGGAAAGAGGAGAAGCCGCCCAAGAGAAAGAUUGAACAGAAGGAACAUCGGAACUUGAUUCCGAGUGUCAGGAAAUCAUCUGCGACUGUGCUUAAAUUUCAAGGUGGCAAUUUGGUCUCGAGCCAACACAGGAGGAAGCUUAGGUGUCUCGAGCUAUGCCCUGCUAAUGAUCAGCUCGUUGUUACCAGUGCGCUGGAUGGAUUAGUUACUUUAUGGCAAGUGGAGACUAGAGGACCUUCUCUCUCAUUUCGUGGCAAAACAGAUUUCUUUUCCCCAAAGCAUAGAUGGCCUGAAGAUAUAGCUUGGCAUCCAGCUGGUGAGACAAUUUUUGCUGUAUACACUGCUGAUAAUGGCGAUUCUCAGGUUUCAAUGACAAACCUUAUAUCAGGACAACGGAAAGUUACUUUCCUGCCAGAGAAGCCUCACACAAAGGGAAUCAUAAAUAACAUAAGUUUCAUGCCUUGGUCUGAUGCAUGCUUUGUAACUGGAGGAAGUGACCAUGCUGUUAUACUUUGGGAAGACAAAGAUGAUUCAUGGAAACCGAAGAGAGUGCAUAAGGAUUUCCAUUCUGCUGCUGUCAUGGGUGUUGCUGGAUUGCAACAGAAAAGAACAAUUUUGUCAGUUGGCUGUGACAAGAGGAUAAUAGGAUUUGAUCUCUCUGCUGGAAGGACAGAGUUCAAGAACCUACUUGAUAGCAAAUGCAUGAGCGUAUUAGCAAAUCCAUGCGAUUUCAACCUAUACAUGGUGCAGACAGGGGAUCCAGGCAGACAGCUGCGCUUGUUUGAUGUGAGGCUCAGGCAAACCGAGGUUCACGCGUUUGGUUGGAAGCAAGAGAGCAGCGAGUCUCAGUCAGCUCUGAUCAACCAAUCAUGGUCUCCAGAUGGCUGGUACGUGUCAUCUGGUUCAGCAGAUCCUGUGAUCCACAUCUUCGAUAUCAGGCACCAUGGCCAGAAUCCUUGCCAGUCUGUUGAGGCACACCAGAAGCGAGUGUUCAAAGCUGUCUGGCACCAAACGCUGCCAUAUCUGACCUCCAUAUCAUCGGACCUCAACAUUGGGAUCCACAAAUAUUCAUGAAAGCGACAUCACGUUUUUGGUGCUCAGCAAUCCCAUGAAAACCUGUGGACAUUUGUUUGCUCAAAGCAGAACUUGGCAUCAAUUGAAGAAAACAGCAAAAUCGGUGUGCUUUGAGCUUGUUUCACUGGCCCUGCUUCGACAUUGACCUUCGGUGCAGAAGAACCAUGCUGCGAGAGAGCUCCACAGUUGGAUGUCUUGCUCCAGUUGAUGGAAACAUUCCCACCUGCUUUUUUGAGCUGCUGCUGCAGUUCAUUCACCAGAACACUCUUUGGCUCAAUGAGCUGCUUCGGUUACUUUUGGGAAAAAAAGAGUCAGCUAUACACAUUAUGUCCAAUAUUUUCGGCAACGUAUUCCCUCGUCUGUUACUGCUUUUUUUUUUUUUUUUUUUGCCCUUGUUGGGUGGUUUACAGGGCAUUUAUCUAAGGCCAAAAUCUAUGUGCGCCAUGCGUAGUUUUAUUUUUCUCACACAUGUCUCGCCAACAAUAAUAUAUGUAUUGCUUGUUUUUAUGUAAUGAUAAUAUUUUAUCAAGUAUUACGUGAAAAAUGUAAAGUUGAGUCACUGAGGCCUUUAUUUAAGACAAAUGAUGAUAGUUCAAAGUUGAGUCA
Molecule: messenger RNA, 2490 nt
Organism: Zea mays
Lineage: Eukaryota; Viridiplantae; Streptophyta; Magnoliopsida; Poales; Poaceae
Product: U5 small nuclear ribonucleoprotein 40 kDa protein
Exons: 7
Coding region: 247-1884 (545 amino acids)
Molecular function (GO): protein binding
Source: RefSeq, a predicted model, not a curated record